Trichechus manatus latirostris (Florida manatee) is the source of this 4080-nucleotide messenger RNA. RefSeq names its product LCK proto-oncogene, Src family tyrosine kinase (gene LCK). The coding region runs from base 400 to 2028 and encodes 542 amino acids. Gene Ontology annotation, biological process: T cell differentiation; cell surface receptor protein tyrosine kinase signaling pathway; protein phosphorylation. Gene Ontology annotation, cellular component: extrinsic component of cytoplasmic side of plasma membrane. The transcript has 13 exons. Gene Ontology annotation, molecular function: ATP binding; non-membrane spanning protein tyrosine kinase activity; signaling receptor binding. Lineage: Eukaryota; Metazoa; Chordata; Mammalia; Sirenia; Trichechidae. The record is from RefSeq and is a predicted model, not a curated record.
GGAGGCAGGAAGUCAGGGUAGGACGUGGGCGCGGGGAGACAGGCGGUGACUACGACGGCGAGGGAAGCUAACACCGUGUCUGGGCAACCAGGCUGGGCCAGGAGGACCAUGUGAAUAGGGCCAGAGGGCUCCUGGGCUGGGCAGCCACAGACAUUACCGAUCAAGAAGUUGAUGACAGGGCUUACGGCCUUCUGUGAAAAUGGAGUGACUAUCCUGAGGGACACCCACUUCUGUCAAAGAGGGCAGAAAUGAACAGGGCACCACCCUGCUCCCAGCACUAGCCCAGAGCCUGACACAUAGAAGGUACCAUGGGCUGUAGCUGCAGCUCAAAUCCUGAAGAUGACUGGAUGGAAAACAUCGAUGUGUGUGAGAACUGCCAUUACCCCAUAGUCCCACUGGAUGGCAAAGCCAUGCUGCCCAUACGAAAUGGCUCCGAGGUGCGAGACCCACUGGUCACCUACGAGGGUUCCCUCCCGCCGGCCUCACCACUGCAAGGUAACUCCAACCAGCAGGGCCUGGAAGAUGAGGCCUGUGGAUCCUUGGCUGUCUGCCUCCAUCUCCUCCGCACCCUCUACCCUGUUCUGCCUCUCCUGCCCCAAGUCCUGUCUCUGGCCCGAUAACUCCCGACCUCCAUGCUCCCAGCCUACCCUAGGCCGGUUCUCCCUAACGCCCCCUAUCUUUACAGACAACCUGGUUAUCGCCCUGCACAGCUACGAGCCCUCUCACGACGGAGACCUGGGCUUCCAGAAGGGCGAACAGCUCCGCAUCUUGGAGCAGAACGGCGAGUGGUGGAAGGCUCAGUCCCUGACCACGGGCCAGGAAGGCUUCAUCCCCUUCAACUUCGUGGCCAAAGCAAACAGCCUGGAGCCGGAACCCUGGUUCUUCAAGAACCUGAGCCGCAAGGACGCGGAACGGCAGCUUCUGGCGCCGGGCAACACGCACGGCUCCUUCCUGAUCCGGGAGAGCGAGAGCACCGCGGGAUCGUUUUCACUGUCGGUCCGGGACUUCGACCAGAACCAGGGAGAGGUGGUGAAACAUUACAAGAUCCGUAACCUGGACAACGGCGGCUUCUACAUCUCCCCCCGCAUCACUUUCCCCGGCUUGCAUGAACUGGUUCGCCAUUACACCAAUGCUCCGGACGGGUUGUGCACGCGGUUGAGCCGCCCCUGCCAGACCCAGAAACCCCAGAAGCCGUGGUGGGAGGACGAGUGGGAGGUUCCCAGGGAGACGCUGAAGCUGGUGGAGCGUCUGGGGGCUGGCCAGUUCGGGGAGGUGUGGAUGGGGUACUACAACGGGCACACGAAAGUGGCGGUGAAGAGCCUGAAGCAGGGCAGCAUGUCUCCCGACGCCUUUCUGGCCGAGGCCAAUCUCAUGAAGCAGCUGCAACACCAGCGGCUGGUCCGGCUGUAUGCCGUGGUCACCCAGGAGCCCAUCUACAUCAUCACGGAAUACAUGGAGAACGGGAGCCUGGUGGAUUUCCUCAAGACCCCCCCAGGCAUCAAGCUGACCGUUAACAAACUCUUAGACAUGGCAGCCCAGAUUGCCGAGGGCAUGGCAUUCAUUGAGGAGCGGAAUUAUAUCCACCGUGACCUGCGAGCCGCCAACAUCCUGGUGUCUGACACCCUAAGCUGUAAGAUUGCAGACUUUGGCCUAGCACGCCUCAUUGAGGACAACGAGUAUACAGCCAGGGAGGGGGCCAAGUUUCCCAUUAAGUGGACAGCACCAGAAGCCAUUAACUAUGGGACGUUCACCAUCAAAUCAGAUGUGUGGUCUUUCGGGAUCCUGCUAACAGAGAUCGUCACCCACGGCCGUAUCCCCUACCCAGGGAUGACCAAUCCCGAGGUGAUUCAGAACCUGGAGCGAGGCUACCGCAUGGUGCGACCUGACAACUGUCCUGAGGAGCUGUAUGACCUCAUGAUGCUGUGCUGGAAGGAGCGCCCAGAGGAUCGACCUACCUUUGACUACCUGCGCAGUGUGCUGGAGGACUUCUUCACAGCCACAGAGGGCCAGUACCAGCCCCAACCUUGAAGGGCCUAGUGGCCCUGGGGCCUGGAGGCCUCCCCGCAUCUAGCGACCUGCAUCUCUCAGCCUGACUUGGGGAGAUACAGUUCUAGUGCUCUAUCCAUGUGGCCUGUGCACAUAAGGACUCUGCAUGUGAAUCCCGUCCACAUGUAACACAUACAUAUCUUGUGUUUUGUACACGUGUCCUGUACUUGUGUGGGCUUGUCAUGUGUCUUGUACGUGUACGGCCUGUGUGUGUAUGUUUUGGACACCUGUCCAAGGUGUUCCUUUCUGGGCUCUCCUACUUUCUAGGACCACAAGAGAGAGGACAGAAGCCUGUGACUGACACCAGCUUCUGGCCCCACUCCCUUUCCUUUCCCCUGGUGAUCAAGAACUCCUAGAGGGCUGGGACUUUGUCUGAUACCUCUGUGUGUUCCUCCUUGGUGCCUGGCACACAUCAGGAGCUCAAUAAAUGUCUGUUUGUUGAACGUUGUACAUCUCUCUGCUCCCCAUUCCCAUCUCCUCAUCCUUGGGGUGGGGAGUAGGGGUUCAGAAGAUGGAAACUGGGUCACCCUGAGUUGAUGACACCCUGAGGGAAUGUCUGAACUUUUUUCCAGCCCUGGUGAUGCUGAGGGCCGAGAAGAGAUCCCUACAAUCUGCUGUAUGGGCUCUGCCAACUCCUUCAAAUGGGACAGCACACCUCACCUCUACCCCAAAGGAUUUAGUUCAACUCCCACCUAGAAUUUCCUCCAGAGUGGGUGCGUCAUAGGAUCUUCUCCAUCCCAUUAUAUAAGGGCAAUUGUGUUUUUUUACAGCUAGUAAUUCAAGGGCUGUGUCUGGCCUUAGAUAUGUUUUCAUUCACCUUCAGGAUAUUUUUAAAAAUUGAAUUAGUUCAUUCAUUUAACAAAUAUUUAUUGAAACUCUACUGUGCUAGGCUCAUAGGAUAUAUAGUUGAUAACACCCACACAAAUUUCUGUCUUUGUGAGCUUACAUUCUAGUAAGGGAAGACAGACAAUAAACAAUAAACAUCAUAAAGAAGUAAAUUAUAUUGUAUGCUACAAGGUACUGGGGAAAAAAGAGCAGAGUAAAGGAGAUUAGGAAUGCCAUGUUUCGGGGAGGUUUGCCAUUUUAAAGAAGGUGGUCAGGGAAGGCCUCACUGAGAAGAUGACAUUUGAGCAAAGAUUUGAAGGAAAUGAGUGAGCCACAUAGAAUGGGAAGGAGCAUCUGCCAGAGGGAAUAGCCUGAGGCAGGCACUUGCCUGGCAUGUUCACAGAGGUAAUGGCGGCCAGAGAGAGAGAAUUAGAUUCUAGGAGCUGGGUCUUGUGGCUUUUGCAGGAGCCAUUUUGCGUAGUUUUUGCAAGGAUUUGUGCAGAGCUGUAAUAUGAUCUGACUCACAUUUUAAAAAGCAGCCCUGGUGGUACAACAGUAAAGAGUGGGGCUGCUAAUGGAAAGGUUGCUGGUUCCAACCCACUCAGCCAUUCUGUGGGAGAAAGACCUGGUGACCUGCUUCCCUUAAGAUUACAGCCUAGAAAACCCUAUGGGGCAGUUCUUCUCUGUCACAUGGGGUCGCUAUGAGUCGGAAUGGACUCAAAAGGCGAUAACACAUUUUAAAAGGAUGGCUCUUACUGCUGUAUUGGGAAUUGACUGCAUUAGCAGCCAAUUUAUAAAACUGGGGAGAUUUUUCAUAAAACUCCAGAUUUCUGCUUUCUUUCGAAACAUAGGAAGAGUUGACCACUUUGGGCCUCCCUACCCUCAUGGAGCUGAGUAGUGACUACCCCCUUUAAGUGGGGUAUGAGCUCUCCCUCCCUAUUGCUCUGAGACAAUGAAAUUGAGUGUUAAUAAGUGUUUAUCACCAUGCUCCAAGUUAUUAUUCUUAUAAUAAAAAGGAAAAUGAAUUUUUUUUGUAUCCAUAUCUCCAUUAAAAAGUGAGAAGAUUAAAGACACCCCAAGAUGGCAGUGUGUUUAAAGAAAGGUGGGAGAAAGGCAUAUUUCUUUAUGAAAAUGAAAAAUAGUCCAAUUUUUAAAUAUGCAAAUAAAGAGCAUCUCAGUAAAAAAAAAAUACAUAGAUCCACUCAUUUA